AUUGUCAAAGCGGCGCAGCCAGACAGCGUGGAGGGUGGGAGACAAUUUCAAUCGACUUGUCGCUUGUCCGCGCUCAGUUUAGUCUAAAAAAAAAACAUUUUGUUUUCCCCCUGGCCCCCUGUCAGCACCUGCUGAAACAUUAAUGUGGAAAAUGAACGGCGAUUUGACAAACCGCCUUGUUGAGUUUUGGAUGGUGUCGUCGUCAGACAUCCAAUGAUCAUCUGUGCGCAAGAAAGUGGUGCCUGUGUGCACCUAACCCCUGCAUGAGAGGCGGAUUUUUUUUGUGCUGCAUUACUCGUGCUCUGUUAUAAAGAGUGCUCAGGGAAAUUAUGCUGUGAAAUGUGAAAGAAUUUAUGAACAGAAUUUUGACCUGUGUACGCUUGCCUUAUGUCAAACAACAUUUUUAUCAUGAAAAAACCUUUUCCUCCAAAAAAUUGAAGCAGUAAAAAAGAAGGGGGGGGGUCAUCUCAUAUUCAGGAUUGUCUUGUAGUCAGGCCAUUAAGUUGGAGUGUAACAUCAAUCUGACACUGUGCGUGUGUGUGUGUGUGUGUGUGAAAGGAAGAGAUGGUUGAUGUUCGUACCCAUGUGUUGUUGUGUAUGCUGGUCUGUGGUGCGAGAAGGAUGGGUGAUGCCCAUGUUGGUGGGUGUGUGCAUGUUUAUAUGCCCGCUUGAUGUUUGUGUGCCGAGGUGGCUCUUUGCUGUAACACAUUAUAAAAUGUGGCUCUUGGUCUCUGACUUGUUGGCCACCCCUGCUAUGCCCUAAGUCUUUCUGCCUUGUUUUAGUGCUGUUCCCCGCAAUUCAAUUUCUGGUCACUGGAGGGCGUCUAGAUAGUGAAGAAUCUUUUGAAAAGUCCUGGUUCCGGUUGGUGAUCCAGAUCACCAGAAUUUAAUCACUUGUUCCUUGGGUCAUCACUAACAGCUCCACAAAGUUUCGUUCAAAUCAGUUGAUUCGUUUUUGAGUUAUCCUGCUGACAGAAUCUUUUAAAAAGUUCUGGUUCCGGUUCGUGAUCCGCAUCACCACCAGAAUUUAAUCAAUUGUUAAUCAAUUGUUCCUUGGGUCAUUAUCAACAAACCCACAAAGUUUCGUCCAAAAAUGUUGAUUAGUUUUUCAGUUAUGCUGCUGACAAACAAACAGAUAGACAAACAGACAAACAAACAGACAGACAAAUCAACGCGACCGAAAACAUUACCUCCUUGGCUGAGGUAAUGAAAAUAAUUGUCAUGUCUCAAACUGCAAAAGGUUACAAAGCCAUUUCUAAAUCAUUGGGGCAUCUGCAAACCAUGGUCAGAGCCAUUACCCACAAAUGGAGAAAGCAUGAUGUAGUGGUGAACAUUUCUAAGAACAUAGUGACAGUGGAUCCAGGUUCAGAAAGGAACACAGAACAACAUCUAACCAACUAGAGGUGUUGAUUGCCUCGUAUAAUAUAAUGGAUAAUGUCCAGCCAUUCAUUUGUGUUCAUGCAUGGGAGUCCUCCACUGUAGCUGAUUUUAAAACAGUUAUGCAAAGAAGAGUUGGCAAAAAAAUCAUCCUCAGCAAUGUGAAAGACUGCUCAUCAGUUCUUGUAAAUUUGUUAACAACUAAAAAAAAAAAAAACAACUAAAAUUGUUGCUGGGUCAUUCCAUGUCAAUUCACACGAGUCCCUAGAAUAUCCCCAGCUGACCCUCACUGAUUUGUCUGAUAAAUCACAUACAAGUACUUGUUGAUGUCAAUUGCAAGAAUCCAAAGUAUUAGCAUCCUACGCCCAACGGUUGUGGAGAUGAAGCCCUCCAAAGUGUGGGUGCCACACCUACUUUUCAAGCCUGUGAAUUGCACACAAAAUUUAUGAGCAGAUUUUGACACCUAGUUUUAGUUUGAAGGAAGAUACAGGCCUACAAAUCUCCAUGCCCCCUCUUUAUCACCCUGUCUAUCAUAUGAUGUACUUACAAAUAUCAUACCUUGAUUAUUUGUGGCUACAUUAACGCUUGAAAACUGAAUUUGUGAAAAGCGUGAUGAAAAGUCUUGCCAUUUUGGGGUUCUAGAACUUGGAAACUAUGUAUGCUUUGGGAGUUGUAAUCGAUUUUCCAUCAUAUUUGGGAACUGCACUGUGGAAAAGCAUUUCUGGUGGUAAACAAUUGAAAAUAAAUAAUCAGCAGAGGAAUUUGUGUUAUCAAUGGUUUAAGUAACUAGUAACUGUAUAACUUGUCGUUACAGGGGGUCUACAAAGGAUGCCAUCAAACAAAACAUGCAACAUUUUGCAGAAAAGAAGAGGAAAACUGUUGUAUGAUUAUUCUGAAUAUGGAAGGACUUUUAUUGAAAUGCAGCCUAUCAAAGCACAUCAGAGAAGGGUCAAACCUUUCAAGUGCAUGAAAUGUUGGACAGCGUUUAAAUAUAAAUGUAAUUUAAUGGCACACCAAAAUACUCACAUUGUUAAAAAUCCCUUUGAUUCUAUGACAAGUAGAAAGGCCAUUGGAGCACAUGGUUUCAAGCCAUGUCAGUGUACUACAUGUAGAAAGUCAUUUGCAUGUAGAUGGACCCUCAAAAUUCACCAGAGAAUUCAUGCUGCAGAAAAGCCUUACCUGUGCAGCUUAUGUGGAAAAGCCUUUACAGUUAUACUUGGUCUCCAAAAGCAUCUGCGAACCCAUACUGGAGAAAAGCCUUACCAGUGUAGCAUAUGUGAAAUGGUCUUUGUAGACAAAAGUCAUCUAAAUCGCCAUCAGAGAACCCAUACUGGGGAAAGACCUUAUCAGUGUAUCACAUGUGGAAAGGCCUUUGCAGACAGAGCUACUCUCAAAAUUCACCAGCGAAUCCAUACAGGGGAAAAGCCUUACCAGUGCAGUACAUGUGGAAAGGGCUUUGCAAAGUCAAGUCAUCUCAAAGAUCACCAAAUAAUCCACACUGAAGCAAAACCUUACCCCUGUAGUACAUGUGGAAAGGCCUUCGUACACCAAACAAGUCUAAACCGCCAUCUGAGAACCCAUACUGGAGAAAAGCCUUACCAGUGCACCACAUGUGGAAAGGCCUUUUCAAACAAUAGUCAUCUCAAAAGUCACCAGAGAUCCCACACUGAGGAAAAGCCUUACCAGUGCAGAACAUGUGGAAAUUCCUUUAUACACAUAAAUCAUCUAGAACGCCAUCAGAGAACCCAUACAGGUGAAAAACCUUACCAGUGUAGCACAUGUGGAAAGGGCUUUGCGGAUAGAGCUACUCUCAGAAUUCACCAGCGAACUCAUACAGGAGAAAAGCCUUACCAAUGUACCACAUGUGGAAAUAGCUUUUCGCAACAAACCCAUCUAGUUCGCCAUCAGAGAACCCAUACUGGGGAAAAGCCUUACCAGUGUAGCACAUGUGGAAAGGCCUUUGCAGAGAGGGGUAAACUCACAAGGCACCAGAGAAUACAUACUGGAGAAAAUACAUAACAUUGUAAUAUGUGUGGAAAGGCCUUUGGACAAAGCUGUGAUCUCAAUUACCACCUGAGAAAGGCCUUACCAGUGUAGUACACAUGGAAAGGGCUUCAAAAAAAGUGGAGAUUUCAAAAGGCGCCAGAGAACACACACUUGUAGAGUUACUUGGGCACAAUCCCUGGUGCUGAACAAAAAAAGUAACAUUUUGUGGGAAACAAAAGUUCGCACACUCCUUUGAAUUUUUUCUUCUUUAAGUUAUUAUUUUCUUUGUAUUCAUUCACUGGCAAGCAUGAUGACGUUUUGACCUCUCGGUCUUCCUCAGAUUCACUGAUAAACACGGGUUUGACACAUUGAGUGUGUCUUAAUAUGGGACCUUGCCUCCUCCACUUGCGCUUGUCUCCUCGUCCCGCCUCCUGGCCCCUCCUCCGUGGAGAAAACCAUAAAGUUUCCCACCUCUCAGCCUAGCCACAACAACUUUUAAGGGACUGUUUUUCAUUCACCAUCCCAAUUGCAAAUGAUAAAAAGACUCUACAAUUGAGCUUUUGCAAGAUAUUGAAAUAUAAUGCUGCUGUCAGUGAUGUCAUCAUGAUGAGAAGUGAGUGGAGGAGGCAAGGUCGCAUAUUAAGAGGCACUCAUUAUCUACAACACCUGUCUGAUGGGGUAGAGUCAACUUUAACCCUUGCAGGUCCCGGAUGUACGCCUGUGGUGUGACUAGAGCCAAAUUAAUUACACAAUUUUUGAAAACAAAACAUAAAAAACAAACACUUGGAUUUUUUUUUCAAGUGAAACCUUGUGUAUCAACUUUGUGUAUAAGACACAACUAUUUACAAAUUAAACACUAUGAAAAGUUGGAGAGCAUUUAUUAUUGUAUUGGGAUCCUAUUCAUAGUGCACAUGUAUUUACAAAAAAGGUCUAAUAUCAAAGUCCUCAAUGAGUCCUCUUGGGGCCAAAGUCCCCAAAUGAUGAAUCCAAAAGGCCUCUCUUCUUAAAAGCUGAUUGUCCAUAUCCCCAGCCCUACGAUGUUUUUGGACAUGUUCUACCUCCAAGAAUCUUAAAGUUGAGAACACAACAGAGAACUCACACUCACAUACAGUCUCCCAUAGAAUAGAAUAGAAUAGAAUAGAAUAGAAUAGAAUAGAAUAGAAUAGAAUAGAAUGCUGAACUCUAAACUGGAGACAUGAAACACCAGAGAUGCUGAAGUCUUAUUCAUUCCCACAUACUCUCUCAUGUAAAAUAAAGUAAGGAAUUGUAUAUAUACACGUGUAUAUUAGUUUUACAUACACUUGCCAAUUUAAUUACACAUGCACCCUUUAAAACAUCUGAGUCCAAAGUUAUAUGCAUGGCUGUGUUCAGAUUCUGUUGCCUUUUCGGAAACCAGUUAUUACUUAAUUACUUUGUAAUUAUCUCCUUUUUACCCAUUAGAUGCCAUGUAACUGCUCUCUGUGUCACCUCAAAUGAGGUUGUGGUUUCCUUACAUUUUCAGUGGGGAUCCCCAUUUGGACUUCAGGCUGUUUUCGCAACACCCACCCACCAUAGUCU
This is a messenger RNA of Engraulis encrasicolus (European anchovy), 4920 nucleotides long. Its product is annotated as zinc finger protein 658B-like. Gene Ontology annotation, biological process: regulation of transcription by RNA polymerase II. NCBI's taxonomy places the organism in Eukaryota, Metazoa, Chordata, Actinopteri, Clupeiformes, Engraulidae. Gene Ontology annotation, molecular function: DNA-binding transcription factor activity, RNA polymerase II-specific; RNA polymerase II cis-regulatory region sequence-specific DNA binding. The record is from RefSeq and is a predicted model, not a curated record. The transcript has a single exon. Bases 2206 to 3396 code for a protein of 396 amino acids.